CACGCUACUGUUCAGUUCAGUAUCACGCCCGUCAAGCCGAAUUCCGUCACUCCAUCCAUCUGGCCCCUGAUGGCGGCUCUUUCCGUCUGAACCUGCGCUCUUCCAUUCUGUCGCAUUCGCAUUGCCCCGCACCGCAUCCCCUGUUCCCUAUCACGGUGCGAUAUCCUUCCCUCCGCGGAAUCCCAGCAAUGGCGGCGGCGUUGCGGGGCAACCCGCCGUUCCUCACGCCGCGGUACGCGGACGAGCGGGGCAGGUGCGGUCCGGUCGCUGCUGCCAACCCGCCGCCGAGUGACGCCUUUUCACGGAACAGAAAGCUUCCCGGGGGGGAAAUGUCGCUCGAAAAAGUUGUUGCUCGCAGCGCUUUAUUUACUGGCCGUUUACCCAGCUUUCGCCGGUGCGGUACCCAGGAAGAUUCCCGUUCCAGAAGCCAAAGUGGUUUGGUAUCGGUUCGGUAUCCUUCGGUGGUGUGUCGGGCGGGCAGCGGCAAGGGGUGGACGUCGGACCAGUCGCCCUAUGAGACCCUCGGGGUUGAGCGAGACGCGGGAGAGAACGAGAUAAAGUCCGCCUACAGGCGCCUCGUGAAGCGCUUCCAUCCCGACGUGUACGACGCUGCAAGCAGCGGUGGGGAGGAGGGGGGGGCGGAGAGCGGGAGCGAGCGGGAGAGCGCAGAGGCGCGGUUUAUCCGCAUCCAGGCAGCUUAUGAGCUGCUGUUGGACGGGGAGGAGCGCCGGCAGUACGACCUGGACAACAGGGUCGACCCCAUGAAGGCGAGCCGGGCGUGGGUGGAGUGGGUGCAGCGCAAGAAGCGGGCGUUUGACCAGCGGGGCGAUAUGGCCAUGUCCGCAUGGGCGGAGCAGCAGCAGCGCGAGCUCAACCUGCGUGCCCGACAGCUCUCCAAGGAAAAGUCGGACCCGGACGAGCGCAGGAUCCUAGCGAGAGAGCGGGCAGCGGCCAUGGAGACAACCGAAAAGGUCGUGCGGCGCCACUCGCUGGUGCUCAAGAAGCGCGACAUAGAGCGGCAGCGCGCCGAAGAAGCCGCCAAGAAGCGACUGGUGGCAGAACUGCUGGCGUUGGAGGGGUUCGAGGUGGAGGAGGAGGAAGGGGGGGCGAGAGAAGGGCGGGGGCAGCUCCCUUGGGGAAGUUAAGUUAGAUGCAUUUUGUUCUGAUUCAGAAGACACACCUGGACUGGUGGCGGGCGGACCUGCUGGCGCUAGAGGGGUUCGAAGUGGAGGAGGAGAGGGAGGCGAGAGAGGGGAGGGGGCAGCUGCCUUGGGGAGGUUGGAUGUUCGUGGGAUGGGCUUGAGGCGCCUCAAAACUAGACUCUUAUCACGCUAGACGUUUGUGGGAUGGGGGGAAGGCACAAGAUCCUUUUUGAGGCGCCUCAGAAGAGACCUUGGGGAGUUAGAUGAAGUAUUUUGAGGCGGUAUAUACACUUGCAGGGUGGGCCUGCUCGCCCGCAGCAGAGGGGUUUGAGGCCGAGGAAGGGGAGUAGGGGGAUGCAGGAAGGGCAUGGAGGAGGCAGUUGGGGCGGGUUACAAAGCAGGUGAACAGAGAAGGCUGAGGUUAGGAGCUGAAGGGUGACCUAGGAUACCGUAGUUGGGAAGAUGGGUAACGAGGGCCUCUUGUCUUGUGGCCUCAUUCUGUAGGUUAUGAAAUGUAUGUAACAAGGGUUAGACCUUCAGUCCAUUAGAUGUGUAGGAUUUAGAAUGAAGCUGAACUGUACAU
Messenger RNA from Closterium sp. NIES-67, 1725 nucleotides. NCBI's taxonomy places the organism in Eukaryota, Viridiplantae, Streptophyta, Zygnematophyceae, Desmidiales, Closteriaceae. The record is from the annotation of a GenBank genome assembly.